Molecule: messenger RNA, 1517 nt
Organism: Dermatophagoides pteronyssinus (European house dust mite)
Lineage: Eukaryota; Metazoa; Arthropoda; Arachnida; Sarcoptiformes; Pyroglyphidae
Biological process (GO): SCF-dependent proteasomal ubiquitin-dependent protein catabolic process
Cellular component (GO): SCF ubiquitin ligase complex
Molecular function (GO): protein binding
Source: RefSeq, a predicted model, not a curated record
AAUUUUCGGUUCUGGAUUCAAUAAUAAUAAUCGAAAGUGAUCAAAACGUAGACGACGACGAUAGUUACGAAGACGAAAAUAGUGAUACAAACAAAAUUGAAUCAAAAGUUUUUUUCGAAAAUAAUAUCACUAUUGACGUGGAAAGAGAAAAUAUUGAAACAUCUGAAGCGUUAUUAUUAUCAUCGUACAAGGAUAAAACUGUGAAGCAAGAAAAAAACCAACAGCCGCAUCAAAAAAACGCAUCAACAACACAAUCAUCCCGAUCAUCGAAAAAACAAUCGACAACGGCUUGUUUAUUGGCCGCAUUUCGUGCCAUUAGACGUAGUCAGAAUAAUAGUAUUGGUAGCUGUAGUCGUUGUUUAUCAUUAUUAUCAACAAUAGGUAGUAUGUCGGCCGAAGUAUCAUCAUUUUCAAAACGUGCAGCAGCUGAAUUAUCACGUUGUUUUAAUGGUCUUUCUGUUUCAUCAUCAUCCGCAUCAUCUUCGUCGACAACAUCAUCAAAUACAACAACAUCCGUUAUUGGUCGAACUAAAUCAACAACAACAACAUUGAAAGAACAACAACAACAAAAUGCAGCUAAUAAUAAUAACAAUAAUCCACAACAACAACAAAUGGGAACAACACAAACAUUAAAUUCCGUUUCCACAUCCGCAUCAUCUACUUUAGCAUCAUCAUCAUCAUCAUCAUCGUCAACCGGUGUGAAUAGCGGAUGUUCAGAUGAACAGCAAAAAGUAUCAACAUCAUCAUCAUCAACAUCAACAUUUGGUGCCCGUUCAGCUAUCGGUGGUGCUUUUCGUGUAUUUAAAAAUAAUAGUGAAAAAAUAUUAUUAUCACCAUUGAAAAGUAGUAAAUCUUCAGGUAGUAGCAGUAGUCAGGUAUCUACUGAUAAUGUUGAUGCUACUACAAAUCCAAUGACGUUAUUACAUCAGCAACAACAACAGAAUCAAACAUUAAUGACAUCCGGUACAUCGAUGGCUAUUAAAUCAACGACAACAUCUACUGCCGCAUCAUCAUCAUCAUCAUCAUCGGCCAACAUUCCACAACAACAACAAAGACGUUUAUCACGUAAUGGACCACCACCGAAAGCACCACCAAAAACACAACGAGCACGAUUGAAAAAUUAUCUUUUAAAUCUACGUAAACCGAUAACAUUAUCGGAAUUAUUUUUAAAUGUUGAAUUUUUACGUGAACAUUUUUUUCCAAAAUGUUAUCAUCAUUUAUCAUUAUCAUCAUCAUCAUCAUCAUCAACAACAACUACAACAUUAUCAUUGUCGAAUGAUUCGAUAGCCGAAUUUUGUCGUUUUUCACAGGUCUGUAAAACCUGGUGUCAUAUUAUUUAUAUGGAUAAAAAUUAUUGGCAAGAUUUAAUAUUUACAAUACAUUAUGGUGAAUUAAGACAAAUGGAAAAAUUACAAAAUGAACAACAACAACAACAACAACAGAUUACCAAUAUUGAUGAUGAUACAAUAAUGAUGGAACAAAGUGCCAAAUUAUUUAAAUAUUCGCCACCAUUACCA